CAAGCAUGGUGGUGAUAGGAAGAAGCUAACAGAAAAAUACAAAUGCGACAAAGUUGAUAAAAUUUGUGUUUUUGUUGCUUUUUUUGCAAACAUGACUUCAAAGGACUCUGGCAUUUCUGAGCAUGCGCUGACUGAUCUGAUUUAUCGGCAUUUAAAGGAGAAAGGAUACAAGAAAGCCGCCAGCGCGCUCAAAAAGCAUGCUCCUCAGGUAGAAUCUACGAAUGUGAAAGUGUCACUUGAUGAUAUAUUCAAAAGAUGGAUGAGUGAGAAAUGGGAACAGAAGUGCAGUGAAGGAACAUGUUCAGAGUCAGCCACAAGUGCAGCAUGCAACACCAGUUCUGGGAAGAAGGUGAAAUCCCAGACAUCAUCUGCAGCCAGAAAUCAGAAAAAGAAAAGAACUGAAAUGAAGACGUGUAAAACUUCCAGUGGUGCGGAAAUUCAGAAAACAGAGCAGAGCUCUACAAGUCGAACAACAGGGGAAGACUCAGACUCGGACUCCAGUCUUGAUUUUGAGAAAUGGAAGAGACUGGCUUUACAGUUAUCAGAUGCUGAUAUUGCAAAAAUGGAUGUUUUGACAUCUACUGCAAGUUCCACAAAGAAGCGAAAGCCAGCACAACGUAAAAGAAAACAAGACCAAACAAUAAAAAGCAACAAAGCUUCAGCCAAGAAAUCUAAAGUUAAAACCACCACCAGCAGCAGCACAAAAACUGACAAAGUUGGAAGUCCCUUAAAACCAGCAGCUUUAAGCAUUUGUGAAUCAGACAAAGUUCAGUCUUCAUCUAAUACAGCCGUCUUUACAGAACCUAAAGUAAAGAGUCCUGAAGGUAAAAUGACUACCAGUCUUUCAGAUCAAGCGAUGACCCCUAAGACAGGUGUAAGUAAUGGAUUUUCAGAGAGUGAAAAAAUUACUGUUAAACGCAAAAAAAAACAUAGCAUCUCAGAAUCUGAGAAAACGGAUGAUAACUCAGACCCCAAUGCAAUAGAUACACCAUGUAAGAAAACAAAAUCAAAGAAACAUGCCAAACCUGGAAGUUUAGAAACUCCUUCUAGGGUUACCGAUCCUGAAGCCACUGUUCAAAAAUCUCACUGUGAUCUAGAUUCAACUGAACUUUCCGAAUCUCACAGGUCAAAACAAACAGGCAAUACUAAAACUAAAAAGGAUAAAUCUAAAAAAGAUAAAAUUGUGGCACCUGUUCAUGUGGACAUUCCUAUACAAACAGACACAGAGGAUGCCACUGGCUCCCUAACAUCAGACGAGUCAAAAAUACAUCAGAUUUCAGAUGUUAACUCGGCUCAGACUUCCCCCAAGAAAGCUAAGAAAUCUAAGAAAUCUAAAAAAUCUAAAGAACUUAAAGAAGCUGAAGAUGUGGCCAUGCCUUCUGCAGAAUGUCAGCUCGAGAAGAACCACUCCAAGCCUCAACAGGCAGAGUCCCUAUCAACAAGUGUUGUGGAGUCGGAUUCAGUUGAGAAACGAUCUAAGAAAGCUAAGAAAAGUUUAUUUAAGUCAAAUGGAACCGAAAAGCCGUCUGAGAAAAUAGAAAUUCAAGCUUCGACUGCCGUUUUAGAACCAUUCAAUUCAGAAACUCCAUCUAAAAAGACUAAAACCAAGAAAGCUUUAGAAGCCAAACAGGAUGAUUCUCCAUCUAAAAAGGCAGUUGUGGAGGAAGGGGGAAAAGGUGAGGCCACACAAAGCAGUUCUUUAAUAUUAGAUCCUACUGGCAGCCUUGUCAAAAAGAAGAAAAGAAAGAGGGCUGAAAGCUCUGGGGAAAACGUGCCUUCUUCAGUAACUGAACAUGUCUCUAAAUCAUCAACUGAAUUAAAAAAUUCAGAAGCAGACAGUGGUCUCAUACUUGAAAAUCAAGGCCAAGAAAGUUCUUCAGUGGCGGAGGAAGGAAAUCCAGAGCCAAAGAAGAAAAAGAAAAAGAAAAAAGAUAAGGAGAUGAACAAAAAUGAUGAUAAUGUUGAAGAGGUUGCACCAGCACCAACACCACCAGAGGAAUCACUGCCAAGCAGUCAGAAGAAAAAAAAGAAGAAAAAAGAAAAACAUAGAGAUGAGGAGAUGCUGUGCGUGUCCACUCCUGCUUCUGAAGAAGUCUCACCAAAAAAGAAAAAGAAAUCGUCAGAAAAAGGAGAAGAAACAUGCUGAUCUGUCAAAACAGGGACUAAUUUAAAAUGAAGACCUGAUUCAGCCUCGGAAAAAGAUGGACAAAAUUAGAAAUAAUGUUAUCAAAAAAUAUUGUAAAUUCCAUCCUGUAUUUGUUUAUGGUGAAGGUUUGUGAUUUCUGCAGAGGCCAAGUUUGUGAAGUAUUUUAUUGUUUCAUGUCAACUUCAUUUUAAAUACCAGUUUUUAUAUAAAGGUGCCUUUUUAAUAUGUAAGAUGAAAGUUUUGCCAUGCGUUGACACUGUUUUUUUUUUUUUUAUUAGAAAAAUGAUCAUGGAAACGUUUAAGCAAUUCUUUAAUGAUAAAUAAUCAGACUAUAUUAAAUAUAAAUGACCUGUUCCGAUGCAUGUUACUGUACAUGUGUUCUAUAUUUUUAUAAAGUUCAUACUUUAUUCAUACUUUACAAAAAUUUGUGUUCUUGUAUGAUUUCAUUCAUGCUGAUUUCAGAGUGUUAAUCCCAAACCAUUACAGUUCACGGCAUUCUUGAAGUUGACUGACUAGGAUGAGCUUUCAAUUAGUCACAAAAAAUGUUCUCCAAAUCAGUGUAGUUGUGACAUGCAACCUUUUUACAAGCAAAAUACUUGAAUAGCUCAACUUAAUUACAAGCGUCAAUGUACAGUGUGACGAUUUAUUUCUUUACAUGUGAUGAAUAAUAAAAGAGCUGCAUACGUAGAUCAGGAUUUCAGUUAUAUUACAGUAGAUGUAAGCCUGUAACUGCAGUGUAAUUUUGUAAUGAACGUAUAGGUAGUAAAAAUUGCAGAGACACAAACUUUUAGUUAGCGCUUGUCCACACUAUCAUUUAAGUAAUAGGGAAGUUGAAAGAAACUAAAUCAUUUAUUCAGUCCAUAUGUAAAAAAAAGACCAAGGAAUUAUUGUCACUAACUAAAGAAAAAAUCUCCACUCCUAAAAAAAAAAAGGCAAAUUAUUGGUCAAAGAUUUGAAAUUACCGGAACUGUAUAGUGAUUUGUUGAUUUGUGAAGGAUAGUGCUGAACCAUCAACUUUCUGGAAGAAAUGUGGUUGGAGUAAACCAUGACUGGAGAUCACUUAAACACUUGAGGUUGCAUCAACAGUAAAAACCAUAGCUGUGUUUAAUUGUGAAAGUAAGAGCAUUUCCAUACACACACAAUGUGAUGAGAACUCUCAGGAUUGGAACUAAACAGUUUUGGUGCCCUAAGAAAACAACUUGUAGUGAGAAAACAUGUCUUAUGUUUGAUACAAAAAUAAAGAUUGGAUUUUGGAGCAAUGGAAAAAGGUCAUGUGAUUUUAAGUUCAGAUUGAUCCUUUUUUAGAGCUAUAGGUGUCACGUGUCACGAAAGAAAGCAGCGCAUGAAGUGAUGUGUGCAUAGUGACCACUGUACAAGCCGGUGGAGGCAGUGUUAAGAGCUAGGGUUGCUUCAGUUGGUCAGGUCUAGACUCAGCAACGUUGUGUGGCAGCUAACGACGUAAAUGUACUGAAUGACCAGAUCAUAUAAAUAAAGUUUUCCUACUCUUAUGGCACAGACAUAAAUCAGGAUGCAGACUAUGAAAAAGUUGUGCUGCGAGCGUGAGGAAUUAUUUUCACACUAGAACUUUCGAAAAAAGUACUGUUAUGGGACAAUAGGUAAAGACUGAAUGGUGUGAUGUGGCCCUACAGAAAGUAGAGUUACCCUUACUACCUAAACAUGGCAUUGUUUUCCCACAGGGUUUUAUGAAGUCAUUAACAUUAGAUACCUUUAUAUAUUUAUUUAUAUUUUUAUGUUUAUUAAACAAUACAGCUUACUUAAAAAAAAUUGGUCACAGUCAAUUCCCAACAGUCUCUCUGUUAGGGCUCUCUCCCAUCAAAGUCACAAGUAUCAACCAGGUCGGGUAAAAACUGCUGCUCAUGCAGUGAUGGGGACAGCGUAAUGCGCUCAGAGGAAAGCGCUAUCCGCCCCUUCCACUUGCAUGAGCUUACAGAGACAUGAUGGGCUAGCUAGAAACUGUUGAGCUUGUCUGUGCAGAUGAUUUCCUGUUACAGACAAUUCUCACAAAAAAGUUUGGAAUCCUACCAAAAAUAUUUAACAUUUAUCUCUAUCUGAUUAUAGAAUGAGCAGUUCUUAUAGAAAACUAAUCUAUUAGUAUGUGUGCAUUAGUAUAUAUCUGUGAGGUAAAUUACACAGCACCAUUGUCAGUAUGUAGGGCUACUAUAGAAAACGAAUUAGUGCGUUUUGACCAAUCACACUAAAGAAUUUGGCAGCACUGUGGUAUAACUUACUUUAAUGUAUAGCUAUAUACUAUUUUAUGUCAUCAUCCAGUCAUUCUGACACAGUCGAUUAUACACAGUAUUAGUAUUUAAUUUGCUGUUUCUCAAGUUUACUGUUCGCUAGUGCUUGUUAAAGCAUGACACUUUACUAGAAAGAAUUACCCAUUUACCACAUACAGUCAAUUUUCUUAGAAUCCUAAAAUAAUUCACAUAUGUAGUUAGACCCAUAUCAGGCAAAAAUUUACAAAUUAGUUAUUAUUAAGAGUGAGUAGGGGAAUCAAGGCUCGAUCAACACACAAGCAAUAAAUGGAAAUAAAAUUUUAUUUUCCGCUUAGCGAUUUCUGAUGGCAGAGUAGAUGAUUCAUCAUUUCUUUAAAUGUUCCCAUACGGAAAUGGAAUGUAUUAUACACCAACCUAGCCGACCUAAAUCCUCUUAUGACUAAAUCGUCAGGACAAAUGUGAGUGAAAAUAAAACCAUUUAGGGGAAGAAGGGUAAUCAACUAACUAUGGUUGCAUGCCACACAACCACAGAGUUGUUUACAUCAACAGUGUGUAGAUUAUUAACACAUACCCAGUCCCUCACUGAUAGAAUUAUUUAUGAGCGUUGGAUGCAUGUACAGUAAAAUAGGACAGUGAGACCAGAGCAUCAUCUCGGUUGAUAAGUUCAGACGUAAAUGUUUGUGUAUGGAAACAAAACACGUCACAUUCGUAUUGAGGUUUUUCCAGGCACUGAUAUUAGUGCGUAUGCACAUGUGUGGGCUUUCUGCCAUUGAGGUGAAAAGUGCUUCCGUUGUAUGUUUCUUUCUAUAAACUGAGCACCCCUAUUCGCUCAUUACAAACAAAUUCUUGUUUGUUAAAAAACCCACCCAGACAAUAUACAUGAAUAUUCUUUUAGAACCUCCAAAUAUGUCCACAGGGAUGCCUAUUUGGUAUACAACACAUGAAGUAUGAGGGGACUCCCCUGCUGAGCACUGAAAAGCGCUUAGGGUAGUGAAUAGUUGGUCUUCUAGCAGUGGUUGAUAAUUGUUUCCAUAGCUAAGGGAAGUUUUGCAUCUAUCAAAUUCACCACAUGCUUUCCAUUUUAAAGGAUUGUAUUUACCACUGCAGGAUAAAAUCUCCAUGGCAGAUUAUGAAAAGAAAAUCACUUUCCAAAUGGAAUGAUGGUACACAAUACAUUCUAAUAAUAAUUAAUAAAAAUAAAAUUCAUAACAUUAAAAAAAAUCGGUUUUGAUAGUUCACAUAAUCUAAGACUAAUCAUACGAAAUUUUAAAGAAUAUUUAAUUUGUUUUUGUCCUCAGAUUGAAAAACUAAUGUAUUAUAUAUGUAUUCAUUGCAUGUAUGUUGGCCAGAUUGCUGUUGGAAAAAUAAAGAUAAAAUCACCUGGCCUUUUUGAUUCCUCUUUAAUAAAUUCUGUGUAAAAACCCCCACCGUUGGCCUUUCCUUACCUACAGUGAAGGCCUCACUUUUCUGCAUUUACUCAGACCACCAACCCUUUCACUUUUAUUCAUAUGUCAUUUCCUCU
Messenger RNA from Clarias gariepinus (North African catfish), 5905 nucleotides. It is a transcript of the gene llcp, whose product is annotated as treacle ribosome biogenesis factor 1. The transcript has 8 exons. Gene Ontology annotation, molecular function: protein binding. The record is from RefSeq and is a predicted model, not a curated record. Bases 92 to 2146 code for a protein of 684 amino acids. Lineage: Eukaryota; Metazoa; Chordata; Actinopteri; Siluriformes; Clariidae.